CAUCCCAGGUUUUCUUGAGCAGAGUGGAGCUGAGGUGCUGUGCUGUCAGGGCAGAAAAGGCAAAUACUGCUGCAAGGAAGCAUCCAUCCAGCCAAGGAUAUGGCUGUCACACUUGCUGGCUUCGCCGUCUGACACGGGCAGCAGCGCUGUGUGCCUGCAGCGGGGGGCUGAGCCCAGGCCCUGCCCAGCCAUGCCAGCCCCUGCCUGCUGAUUCUACACCUGCACCACGCCCUGCAGCGCAUGAGAGACACGGCAAAGCCACACACAUCUGACGGCACACAAGCCUUGCUACAGCUCUCACAAACAGAAAACAGGCUGGGUGUUCCCACCUGCCCCCUUUUGAAUUGCAUCAAUUCUGAUUAUGAGCCAGAAAGAAGAAGAAAUGGAGGACAGCUCCCUGCCACUCUGUGUCACCUGUGGCCAAGCACAUUUACCAGAAGAAAAUCACUUGUACAGCUACACCGAAGAGGUCGAUGAUGAUCUGAUAUGCCACAUUUGCCUGCAACCUUUGCUUCAGCCAUUAGACACGCUCUGUGGUCACACCUUCUGCACAGCCUGCCUUACAAACUUCCUUGUGGAAAAAGACUUCUGUCCCAUGGACCGCAAGCUUGUGAUUCUCCAGACGUGCAGGAAGUCCAGCAUACUAGUGAAUAACCUCCUGGACAAGCUAAUGGUUAGCUGCCCUUUCACAGAACACUGCUCAGAGGUUGUGCAACGUGGUCACCUUGAACAGCAUUUCCAAACCCAAUGUAAAGGAGCAUCCCACUAUGGCCUUACCAAGGAACGGAAGAGGCGUUCCCAGGACUGCUCUCCAGACCGUGGCUCCAGCUUGGCAGUGGCUGCCCUGGGCCCUGAGCUCUCAGCAGCUGCGGCCAUUGCCUUAAUGACAGACGAGCCAGGGCUGGUGAACCCGGCCUUCAGCCCCACCUCAGAGGACAGCCAGCUGGGCAGCAGCCCCGGGGACCUGCACCGCAGCAACCGCAACCGGACUCGACACUUUGAACGUUCUACUAUAAGAAGCAGAUCUUUUAAAAAAAUAAACAAAGCGUUCAGUGUUCUUCGAAGGACAAAAAGUGGAAGUGCUGUUUCCAACCAGACUGACCGGGAAAGGGAGACUGUUGGAAACGCUGCUGCUGGAGAGGAAGGUUUUCCCAGGCUGUACCACCUGAUUCCAGAUGGGGAGGUUACCUGCAUUAAGAUCAGCCGCACCGACCCCCACGAAAGUCUGGCCAUUAGGAUCGUGGGAGGCAGCGAGACCCCUUUGGUUCACAUUAUUAUACAGCAUAUUUAUCGAGAUGGGGUGAUUGCCAGAGAUGGACGAUUGCUGCCUGGAGACAUGAUACUAAAGGUAAACGGCAUGGACAUCAAAAAUGUGCCUCACAACUAUGCCCUGUCAAUCCUGAAGCAGCCGUGCCACGUGCUGCGACUGACGGUGCUGCGAGAGCAGAGGUACCGGUGCCGGAACAGCAGGCUUUCCCUCGAUGCUCACUGCAACAGGGAUGACAGCUUCCAUGUAGUGCUGAACAAGAGCAGUCCGGAUGAGCAGCUGGGGAUAAAGCUGGUCCGCAAGGCCGACGAGCCGGGGGUGUUCAUUUUCAACCUGCUGGAGGGCGGCAUGGCCGCGCGGGACGGGCAGCUGCAGGAGAACGACCGCGUGCUGGCCAUCAACGGGCACGACCACCGCUACGGCAGCCCCGAGAGCGCUGCGCAGCUCAUACAGGCCAGCGAGAAGCAGGUUCACUUGGUGGUGUCGCGGCAGAGCCGGCAGCAGACCCCGGACCUCCUGCAGGAGACGGGCUGGGCUUCCAGCGCCGGCGGCUCCCAGCCCUGUCCCGCCGAGAGAAACAACGCCGGCAAGAGCACCCUUCACACUGUCACCUGUCAUGAGAAGGUGGUGGCUGUCCGAAAAGAUCACACGGAAUCACUGGGAAUGACUGUGGCGGGUGGAGCAUCUAACCGGGAAUGGGAUUUGCCUAUCUAUGUGAUAAGUGUGGAACCUGGAGGAGUGAUCAGCAGAGACAGCAGGAUAAAAACAGGUGACAUCCUCCUGAACGUGAACGGCAUUGAUCUGACGGGAGUCAGCCGGAGUGAGGCCGUCGCCCUGCUGAAGAACACCAACUCCUCAGUGGUGCUCAAAGCCCUGGAGAUGAGAGCAUGUGAAGCCCAGGAGGAGCAGGGUCACCUACCACCCCCUGAGGACACACAAGUGACUGCUGAGAGCAGCGAGUGGUCGCCGUCCUGGGUUAUGUGGCUGGGGCUGCCACGAUAUUUGUACAGCUGCAAAGAAAUUGUAUUACGAAGAAAUACAUCUGGAAGUCUUGGCUUCAGCAUCGUAGGAGGUUAUGAAGAACAUACUGGGAACAAACCAUUCUUUAUCAAAUCCAUUGUUGGGGGAACACCAGCAUAUAAUGACGGCAGAAUUAGAUGCGGUGACAUCCUCAUUGCUGUCAAUGGCAGGAACACAUCAGGAAUGAUGCAUUCCUGCUUGGCAAGGAUGCUCAAAGAACUAAAAGGAAAAAUUACUCUCACAAUUGUGUCCUGGCCUGGCACAUUUUUAUAAAACAAGUCUUCAUGGAGAGUGUGACAAGUAUCUUAACAUGGGGAAAACAUUUUAAAAAAAGGAACACCACUCUUUGCUUUUUUGGGGAGUAAAGUAUGUAUUUAUAAAGAAAAGGUUUGUGAAAUUUCAACCUGCAUGUCAAGAAAAGUCAAGUUUAGGCAAAGCAGUGACACCCAUCAGAAAAUCACUUCAGAGUGAUCCAAGCUACAGACUUAAGUCCUUCCUUCCCUGUGUUCUUAAGGGUUUUUUGUUGUUUUUUUAUACAUACCUAUGUAUCUAUUUAAUGCAUUAUAAUAAUAAUAAUGAAAUUUAAGGAGCAACAGCUUCUGCUCACCCACUUUAUUUUGUUUUACAAAAAGAAAACCUUGAAUAACUUAUGGAGGUAUUUCUUGCAAUUUUUCUAGUUGCAAUAAUCAGGUGAAGGUUUUUAUCCAACACAUUAAUAGCACUUUGAUUAUGUGUACCUUUUCAUGGUCAGCAUGAAGCUGGUAUUUUCAAGACUUUCAAGUACUGUUUGUUAGUCUGUAAAACUGUGAAUGAAAUUUCUAAAAGAAUUAAAAAUAAUUGUAACUG
Camarhynchus parvulus is the source of this 3133-nucleotide messenger RNA. RefSeq names its product ligand of numb-protein X 1 (gene LNX1). The transcript has 12 exons. The coding region runs from base 362 to 2560 and encodes 732 amino acids. Gene Ontology annotation, molecular function: metal ion binding; ubiquitin-protein transferase activity; protein binding. Gene Ontology annotation, cellular component: cytoplasm. NCBI's taxonomy places the organism in Eukaryota, Metazoa, Chordata, Aves, Passeriformes, Thraupidae. The record is from RefSeq and is a predicted model, not a curated record. Gene Ontology annotation, biological process: ubiquitin-dependent protein catabolic process.